Molecule: messenger RNA, 550 nt
Organism: Fusarium redolens
Lineage: Eukaryota; Fungi; Ascomycota; Sordariomycetes; Hypocreales; Nectriaceae
Exons: 1
Coding region: 263-490 (75 amino acids)
Source: RefSeq, a predicted model, not a curated record
UGCCUCUAUAAAGUGCCCUUUAAGCUGGUUGUAAAGCCGUCUUCCGAGAAGCUCUACCGGAAGGAACUUAAAUGCUUUAUCUACAUCUGGCUUUGAUUAUCUUGAUUAUUGCUGACGACUGUGCGGGCAAUUAUAGGGCGAGGUUUGAAUAAAUAUUAGUUUAGAGCUCUUUGUGAGCUCUAAGCUCUAGGUAGAUGGUAUCUAGCAGUCUAAGGGGCCUGCUAAUAGAAACCGUACUAAUAACCAGGAUGGAGGGCAGACUAUGAAUGGUGAUGAGAGUGACGAUGAUAAGGGUGAAGAAGAGGAGAAUAAUAAUGAUGAUGAUAAUAAAGAGGAUGAAGGCGAGGACGAAAGUGAAUGUGAGGAGAGAGAUGAAUAUGGUAAAUCGGAAUAUAACAAUCAGAGUAGUAUGGCUAUAGAAGCAGGUGAUCUCUCUGAUGCCGAGUUGACUUCUGCUUCGUCUUUAGAUAACCAGGAGCAACUCUCUUAAGUUCCUGCAGCCAAUAUCUUACUAUGCUUUUAUUACUCUGCUUUACUAAGGACUUUAGAG